CAAUCAAUAAUAAAUAUAAUAAUUAUUUAAUUUUUACUUUAUUGUUUAAUUUAUUUUCUUAUAAUAUUAUUCAAAGAUAAAUACCAUGAAUGUUAUGAACUGGAAUGUGGAACAACAAUGUUUAGAUGGUACAUUAUCAUUAACAGAUGUACGAAAAAAAUUAUUUCCUACAAAAAUUACACUUGAUCGUGGACCACUACUAGACGAAAACAAGUACUCACCAAAGACAUUAGUAGGUGAUUGGUUUGAACGUAGAGCAGAUUACAUAAUCCAACCUGAUGAUUGGAGAACUACAUAUGAAAUAGAUUUUAAACCUCAUAUUAAUGAAACUUGGAAAAUAAAUCAAAUUGUAAAAUGGGAAAACAAACUUAUACAAGAGGGUUUACCCCAAGAAAAAUUUUUUCAUCACGAAAAGGAAUAUUAUAGUAAUAUGACAACUACUUAUGAUUUAUGUUAUAAUAUUUUACCAAAAGGUCUCGAAGGACCUAAAAUUAGAUCUUAUAAUGCAAGACAAAGAAAAUGGAUUCCAGAACAAGAUUUAAUGAAAAGUUUUGGUACAUUAACUCAAUUCGGAUUAAAAGAUGCAUUAAAAGAAGAAAUAUAUAGGGAUUCAAAGGAAGGAAUAGCUAAAUGUCAAUGGUGGAGUACUUAUAAAGAAGAGAUAGGAGAAAUAAAACCAUUAGAUAUUGAGCAGGUUACUAAAUUUCGCAGACGAAAAGUGAAUUUUAAUAUACCAGAUCUUAGACAUUUUAAAUAUAAAUCAGAUAAUGAAUAUUGUUUACUACCAUUUAAAGUUAAAAAUUCAGUAUCAAAUGUGCAAAGUGCAAAAAAAUAA
Apis dorsata (giant honeybee) is the source of this 835-nucleotide messenger RNA. RefSeq lists its product as uncharacterized. Bases 86 to 835 code for a protein of 249 amino acids. The record is from RefSeq and is a predicted model, not a curated record. The transcript is spliced from 4 exons. Lineage: Eukaryota; Metazoa; Arthropoda; Insecta; Hymenoptera; Apidae.